Molecule: messenger RNA, 1709 nt
Organism: Vicugna pacos (alpaca)
Lineage: Eukaryota; Metazoa; Chordata; Mammalia; Artiodactyla; Camelidae
Gene: NFAM1
Product: NFAT activating protein with ITAM motif 1
Biological process (GO): positive regulation of cytokine production; B cell receptor signaling pathway; regulation of B cell differentiation
Cellular component (GO): membrane raft
Molecular function (GO): transmembrane signaling receptor activity
Source: RefSeq, a predicted model, not a curated record
UUCAGGAGGUUGGGGUGGUAAUCAUUUUGGCCUCCAACAUAGCAGGGCAGGCACGAGGCAAGUUGGCGAGGGAGGUUAAAGUCUGGCCUUUGCACGUCGUCCCUCUUCUGAAUCUCCUUCACAAAGCCCAUCAGGUUCCCCUCACUGGCCUGGGGCGGAGAUGUGAGGUGCCCCACUCAGCCUCGCCAUCACAGUGCCGGGGACCGGUCCUAUCUCUGAUCCCUGUGGUAUGCGCCGCACAUGCGCAUUAACUCCCACCACGUGCGUUUUUACCACUGUGCUUCCCCUUCGCUCCCGUUCGCGGUCUCAAGGAAUUUCCUCCGGUGAGACAGCAGCUCAGUCCCCAUUUAGAAUCUGGAAAAGUCUCCAGACCGAAGGCGGCAUAGACGCUCGAGGCCCUCAAAUGGGCUCCAGAAAUAAUUUUCAUCCAAGCCCCUCGUGUCGCAACUGAAGAAACAAGGGAGUAUGUUAACCAAUCCCGCGGCCCGGGACCGCCGGGUGCGGAAAUGUUGUCCACAGACUGAGGUUCGAUUCAAUUUGAUUCUUCCACCGCCCACCACCAGCCGCCUCCCGCCCGUUGGAUGGUUUCCAGGCGCGAAUUUGCUCCCAGGAGGGCAGUCGGUGACCCACACUGGCCUCCCCAUUGUGGUCUCUCUGGCCAACAAGGCCGUUUCCUUCAGCUGCAGAAUCACCUAUCCAUACAUCCCCGAGCUCAAGAACUUCAGAGUCAGCUACUUUCAUGUGGACCUCCAGGGCCAGAAGAGCUCUGAGGAGCAGACAGGCUGCAAACUUCACCAGGGCAGAGAGAACAAGACCCACACCACAGUGUGUCAGGUCACCCCCAAGCUGCCUAAUGCAUCCGCCACCGGCACCUACUACUGCUCGGUCCACUGGCAGAACUCCAGCAUCACAGGCAACGGUACCUUCAUCCUGGUCAGAGACACAGGGUACCAAGACCCCUCCCAGGGCCCACAGAAGCUCUUGCUCUUUUGUUUCGUUGGCCUCCUGACUGUCCUGAGCAUCCUGGGCACGGCUCUGCUGCUCUGGAAGAAGAAACAGAAACAUGUGGCCCAGAAGUGCCUGGGCCCCCGCGCUGCUGGCAGCCUGGGGCAGCCUCCAUCCGAAUCCGUCUACACAGACCUGCAGUGCCGAGAGACCGAGGUCUACACCUGCAUCCAGAAGGAGGCCAGCAGCCCGUCCUCCACCCAGGGUCUUCUCUCUCAGGAGAAACAGCGCAGAUUUGAGGAUGACAGUGAAUUUAACCUGGUCUAUGAAAAUCUCUAGGACCAACUCCGCCAGCCCACAGGUCUUGCCCUGGGUCAGAGGCCCUGGGGCAGCCUCUCUUUCCGGGGGACUCAACCUACACCAGCAGUGAGGCCCCAGGGGUGCCCCAUCACCUCGCCCUCACAAUCCAGGCCCUCUUGCCUUGGCCGGGGGGCCCAACCACUCAUUCUGCAGCCCAGCCACACCCUCUGAGUGUUCCGCAUUUCCAGGCCUCUGCCCAAGCUCUUCCCUCUGCCAGGCGGGCCCUCCCUCAGUCUUCAAGGACUCUCUUGGACACCACCCACUCCCAGAGCCCUCCUCACCCUCUCGAGAGGCAUAGGCUCCCUUGCAGCUGCCUGCACCACCAGGAGGUUCCAGCCAGGAGCCCUUGUCAGUGCUGUGUGCACAGGCAUUGUGGAGUAGAUGAAUAAAGGAGCAACUAUGCA